Messenger RNA from Grus americana (Whooping crane), 3863 nucleotides. Its product is annotated as probable E3 ubiquitin-protein ligase HERC3. Gene Ontology annotation, molecular function: ubiquitin protein ligase activity. Gene Ontology annotation, biological process: protein ubiquitination; ubiquitin-dependent protein catabolic process. The coding region runs from base 76 to 2868 and encodes 930 amino acids. The record is from RefSeq and is a predicted model, not a curated record. The transcript has 23 exons. NCBI's taxonomy places the organism in Eukaryota, Metazoa, Chordata, Aves, Gruiformes, Gruidae.
UUUCGGUUUCCGUUUCCCCGCCGGGGCGGGACGUUCCCGGCGCUGCCGAGCUGUCGGGCGGCCGGCGAGCGGAGGAUGGCGGCGGGACGGCGGCGGCGGGGCACGGGAGAGCACACGCAGGCACAGAGGCAUGAGAAGGUGCAGUGUUCAAACCACGAUGCGACACAUACGCUCGUUCUCUCCCCUGAUGGGAAGCUUUCUGAACACUGGGCUACAGCUUCAGCUGACUGCUCUACGACAAGGGUGGUGAAAGAACUAGGAAACCAAGACAUUGUUCAAAUAGCAUGUGGGGACCAGCACGCCAUGGCGCUGUCCAGAGGAGGUCAGCUCUUCACCUGGGGCCAGAAUGCCCACGGACAGCUUGGAGUGGGGAGCCAAACCGCGCUCAUCCCCCAACCACAGCUGGUGGAAAGACUAAAGGGCCUCUCACUCGCUCAGAUUGCUGCUGGAGGAGCUCACAGCGUUGUCGUGUCACUCUCUGGAGCUGUGUACUCCUGGGGAAAGAAUGAUUUUGGACAGCUGGGACUCGGAGACACAGAAGACAGGGACUGCCCAUCGUACGUAGGAGCAUUAGAGCACUGGAAGGCUGUAUUUAUCUCAUGUGGGGCAGAUCAUACUGCAGUUCUCUCCAAGGAGGGGUUGGUGUGCACCUUUGGAGCAGGAGGGGCUGGCCAGCUCGGUCACAACUCCACCCGGAAUGAACUCACACCUCGCGUGGUGGCCGAGCUGUGGGGAGCAAGAGUUUCACAGAUUUCCUGCGGCAGUCAGCACACCCUGGCCUAUGUCCCCUCCUUGGACAAAGCCUAUUCAUUUGGUGAAGAAGAACAGCUGGGAGACAAGAGAAAGCCUAAUCAGUUGAUACCACUUCCCAUCGAUUCACCAGUGAAUACUGGAAAAUCCUAUUGGGCAAAGAAAAAGUCACAAAAGGUGACUGGAAUUAUUGCACAAGGAAACAAAAGUAUUGUCCUUCGCAGGAAAAAGAAUUCCUAUGUGAAUGGAAUUGCCACUCUGAAGCAUGAAGACAUGGGUGCGUGGAUUUCUGAUUGCAGUUCACAACACUGGAAGAGUGUGAAAAAGAAUAUCGGACUGAUCUUUUCAUCUGAGGCUUGCAUCAAUGGAAGCUUCCUGGAGAAAAGAGACAAACAUUUCAAAACUUCCAGAGAAGUCUCGGGUGUAGACAUGUCAGAAGUGCAACGUUUUUAUGUGAUGAUCAGCAAGAAGCCAAAAGUCUUCCAGGAGGUGCAAAAGGAGAUUGAGAAGUUACUGCCAUCAUUGUCGUCUUCUCCGAUCUCACCUGAAAAUUUCAGAGUCUACUUGAUCUUGCCUUUCCUUCUGCAGGGAGAGGAUGACAGCUCUUACCGUUCUCUCAGGCUGCUAGCACAAGCCAUCAUGAAACUCAAGCCACAGGACCUGCAAACUCUUGAGUGCCUGUGGUCAAAUCUAGAAACAUAUUUUUUCAAGCAGCUGGUCAUUCUCUAUCAGAGGGUUUCCCAGAAAAACCUGCUUCAAUUUAUCAUGAAAGUCAGAGAUCAGCACAGAACCUUCAACCUGCACCCAGAUGAAACAGUGACUCUGGAAAUACUGCAGAUUCUUUACCAGGUGAACUCCAGAACUGGUUUCAGAGUACAAGCAAACAACUUCUAUGUGCCUGAAGUGAAACAGCUUGUCAUAUUGUUUAAUGAAAAAAUGGCCCUGUGGAAGCUGACCAAAUAUCCAUGCAUCUUUGACAUGCAAGACAAGAUCGCCAUUCAUUAUAGAGAAUGCAUCUUUCUGUCCAGCUCCUUAAAUGAUACAAGCUUAAUACCGACGGGCCAGGAACGCUGGCUUUUUCCGGUCAAAAGACAGUGCCUUCUGCAAGACAUAUGGACCCAUUUAAAUAACGCACAAACCAAGCAAUUCAAGAUGAUCUUAAAGGUGUCGUUCGUGGGCGAGCCAGGAGUGGACGACGGCGGGCUGUCCCAGGAGCUCUUCAGCAUCGCCGCCAGGACCCUCUGCCAGCCCGGAACCGGGGCCUUCCGCCCCUUCGCCUCCGGCCUGAUGUGGUUCCCCAGCCAGGCCUCGAGCUGUGAGGACACCUUCUUCAGGAUCGGGACGCUGUGCGGAAUGGCCCUGUAUAACAGGUGCAUGGCUCCCUUCCCCUUCCCCAGGGCUCUCUACAAGAAGCUGCUGGGCCUGGCGCCCGCCCUGGAGGACCUGGAGGAGCUGUUGCCAGUCGUAGGCCGGAGUCUUCAGGGAAUUUUGGAUGAAGAAUGUGAUCAUAACCUUGAGAGCCUGGACAUGAACUUCACGGUAGUGGAAGAAGGAGGUUCCAUGGUUGUUGUUGAACUUAAAAAAAAUGGUGCCAACAUUCCUGUCACUAAGGAUAACAGGAAAGAAUUUGUUGACUUGUAUGUGAAUUAUGUGUUCAAUGAAUCGAUACGGAAGCCGUUUGAGGACUUUAUGCAAGGGUUUUUAAGAGGCUGCCCAGCUAGAAAGUGGAAGAUAUUUCUCCCUGUAGAGCUCCAGACUGUUCUCCAGGGACACACAAAAUUUGACUGGUAUCUGCUGGAAAAGAAUGUGGCGUACAUACAGUAUAAAAAGUUAGAUCAAACUAUCAGGAAUUUUUGGACUGUUUUUCACAAACUGCCAGAAGAAAAAAAGAAGAGCUUUCUUGCAUUUUUGUCAGGAUCUGAUCGAAUCCCUGGCUAUGGACUGGAAUAUUUUAAAUUUGGUAUCGCAGAUCCUCAAGCAGGAAACCCAGAUGAGCUCUAUCCUUUUGCCUGUACCUGCAGUCACGUUUUGUUCCUCCCCAGAUACAGCAGUAAAAGAAUACUCAAGAAAAUGUUGCUCUGUGCCAUAGAGCAUGAUGAACAUUUUGGCUUUUGCUAACUCUUGGUCAGGAUCACUUUACAGCAAAAAUAAGAAAACAAGUCUUUGUUUCACUUGUCAUAUUUUUCUCUUAAUAACUCCAAUUUACUGGUUUCUACCCUGCCUUAUUUUUACUGCACUUUAUAAACACUUGCGUGGGUGUAUUCACUGAGAUUUUAUAUUGAUUCUAAAAAUGAGCUUAGACCAGGUACCUGAUUGUUAGAUUAUAAAGUUAGGAAUCCUAUUUAACAUACUUCCAAGAAGCAAGCCGAUAACCAAGUAUAUUUACAUAUCUGUGCAUCCUGCCUGCACUGUGCUGGUCUUGUUCAGUUGGUGAGCUUUCAGCAGCAGGGGUUCUGGGAUGUGUACAUUACCAAACAUGCAGGCAGCGUAUGCUAGGCAGUCAUCUUUGCAAGAGGAGGCUGGGGCAAAGUUUUCAUCUGUGUUAAUUAAGGAUUCUCUUGGGGAGCAACUGAUGCUAAGGAGAUAGAUUCCUGCAAACUGUGAAUUGAAGGAGCAGUCUGUGCCUUUGACUUACCUGGGAGAAGUUCUUAGGAAGAUGAUUUGAUUACUCCCAGACUUUGUCAAAAGCAGUAUUUGUAAAGGACUUUUAAAUUUAAAUGGACUUUUUAUUAUUUAGUGUGAUAACACUGUGAUAUUUGUUGUGUUUCUUUGUAUCUUCUCGGGAGAUGUUUGGCAAUUAAAUAAAACAAAAUUUUAGGCCUGCAGAACGGCUCUGUCUACAGAACCUGUGGACAUGGAGCUUGCAGGCUGCUGGAAGCUCUCUGCCAAAACAGUGCAUAGCACUGGCAGGGCAUUGACAAUGUCAGGCAGGGUGUAAAGGCAGGAUGUGUACUUUUGUGUAUAUUUUGCUUUGUGUAAAAAAUAGAGAGACAGACAACAAUUAUGAUUUUUCAGCAGUCCUCUUCCCUUUAGUGUGUUAAAUGUGUCAGUGGACAUACAUAUGUAAAGAAAACUUACUGUGUUGAAUUAAAUGAUGAUUGAUUAAAUUUCCA